UGUCACUCGUGUCAUAAUUGUGUCAAUAGACUUGUUAUUCUUAAUUGAUGGUUUAGCGUCAGUAUUAACAGUAUAAUACAGUUUUUAUAGUUUCUAAUAGAAGUACAAUAAAAACUCAUCAAUCAUGGCGAAAAUGGCUUUUCAACACCAAGCCGGCACGGCUAUGGAAUGCCUCAGUAUUCCAAUUACACUUCAAAAGGAAGCUGGCGUAGACGCUGAAGGUCGAGAAGUAAUGAAAUGUGGUUUCAAAAUAGGUGGCGGAAUUGAUCAAGAUUUCCGUAAAAGUCCUCAGGGAUACACUGACAAUGGUAUCUAUGUAACAGAAGUGCAUGAAGGGAGCCCAGCGGCAAAGUCAGGAUUAAGAAUGCAUGAUAAAAUUCUCCAGUGCAACGGCUACGACUUCACCAUGGUAACACAUAAAAAGGCCGUCAGCUACAUAAAAAAACAUCCUGUACUUAACUUACUUGUAGCAAGAAAAGGAGUCACAUCCACAUAAUGAUGUGACAUAAAAUGAAUUUAAUUUGGAGUGCAUUCAAAAAGUAUUGUAAAUGUGAUUUUAGUGUUAUUUAUUUUUAAUAAUAUUAAGUUUUCAUUAUAUUUAAACGGUGGAGUACUCAUAGAAGUAAUUGUUAAUUAUAGUUUUAUAUUUUGGUAACUUAGGAGAGCUUAGUGAGUUACCAUAUUUUACUUAAUUUAACAGCUUGACAAACAUUUGGGCAAGCUGGGCAAGGGAUAAAUGAGCUACUUAGUUUGAAUUGAAUCAUGUAUAGAUAAUACAAAUUCAAUAUAUUUAAAAUUAUUUCAUCUAUUUAUAAAUGUUGUUGUAUUCAGUAAUUUAAAUUUAUGAGAUAUUGUAAUGUUAUUAAUUUGUAUUUUCGAACUUUUUUUUUUUUAAUUUUGUAACGAACAUUCCGUAUAUUAUUCAUUGUGCCAAAUUUAAGUGAUUAUGCAAUUGAUGUUUUUGAGAUAAGUAAAUUUUUUUUCUUCACCAAGUCAUUUCAACUACAAUUCCAGCCUUUUUUUACAGAACAUACUACAUUUUAUAAGUAACUAUACAUACUAAUGACGUAAAACCAUUGACUACUUAAGUUAUUUGUGUAUAAUGCAUGUAAUACUCCCAAUAUUUAUUUUAUAACUUAACUUUACAUAUAAGGCCUAGUAUUAUUUGGUAAGUGAAUUUUUGUAUGAAUUUAAUUGAAUGCCCUCUGUUAAUCUUAAUUCAUAAUGAACUGUUUUAAACUUUUAUGCAUUUGUUGAGUGCGAGUCUAUUAUUUUAAAAGUUCUCUGCUUCAAUACAUAUAUUUUACAAUCCUAUUUCUUGGAUGCAAUUUUAAGCUUUUUCUUAUGUACUAUUGUGCAAAUGUAAUGUAAAUAAUUUGUAAACAUUUUAACAUGUGCUUUACGGUAACACUGCCAGAUUUUUAAAGGAACAUUUACGAUGUACUUAUAUUUUCUUUGAAUACAUAUAUACUUUAUUUUGGGUACUUUUUGUAGAUUUCAUGUGAACAGUGUUUUUUUUUUAUAGAAUAGUAGUUUUGUAAUUGUAGUGACACAUGGGAAAUGUUGUGAAAUAUACAGUGUGUAUUUUUUUUUGUAAUUGUAUAGUUUUAUGUUGCUGACUACAUAAUAAAAAAAUGGAACCUUUGUUCUGUAAGUGUUUUUCAGGAAUAAAAAUGUUAUUGAAAA
Molecule: messenger RNA, 1686 nt
Organism: Danaus plexippus (monarch butterfly)
Lineage: Eukaryota; Metazoa; Arthropoda; Insecta; Lepidoptera; Nymphalidae
Product: tax1-binding protein 3 homolog
Exons: 3
Coding region: 125-496 (123 amino acids)
Biological process (GO): neurotransmitter receptor transport postsynaptic membrane to endosome; neurotransmitter receptor transport, endosome to postsynaptic membrane
Cellular component (GO): adherens junction; postsynaptic membrane; postsynaptic density
Molecular function (GO): protein binding
Source: RefSeq, a predicted model, not a curated record